UUACAAAUGUCAUUCUAGCAGACGUCUUACGGAAGAACGUCAAACCGUGAAAAAUUUAGGUCAUCACAAUUUCCAAUAUUUAUAUGAAUUUAAUUCAUUUUGACUGAAAAAUGACACAGGAACAUAAAAAAGGAAAACGAAAAGAUGCCCAAAAGGAGAAGGAUAAAGAAAAAAAAGAUAAGGAAAAAAUAAAGUCUGAGGAAAAACCUGCCAAACCCGAAAUUGAAUAUGUCAAACCAAAGUACGGAGGACAUUUAAUAUUUCCAUAUCAAAAAGUUUGGUCACGAAGUAUUGUAAUAUUUGCAAUUCUUUUCAUUGUAUGGUAUAAUUCAAAAGAUGGAAAAGAAAUUUCUUUGGCUUUACAAAAAGAUAUAUUAAUAAGUCGUCAACAAAAUAUUGAAUGCUCUGAUAGUUAUAAAGCAGAAAUGAACAAAUUUUCUGGUUGUUUACCGGAGAAAUGCGCGAGAAUAGUUACUGAUAAAUUAGUAUCAGCUACGGAAACUGAUGUUUUAUUAAAAUUAGCAAUUAAUAGCAUGAAUUUAGGUGGUUCUGAUGGAGGAGCAAGUAUACUUGAUCUUCAUUCUGGUGCUUUAAGUAAAGGCGAUGGAUUUAUUAAUGUAUAUGAUAUGGAAGAGGCGAAAAAAAUUUUCAACAAUGCCGAUUUUGCCAUUUACAAGGUAGUGAAAACUAAAAUACAACAUGCAAUUGCACAUCAUUUUGGAGUAGAUUCAGAUAAAUUAUAUUUAACAAAGCCAACAUUCUUUUCACGAAUUACAAGUCUACCUGCGAAAACAAUUCAUGAUGAAUAUUGGCAUCCACAUGUGGAUAAAGUUACUUACGAGUCUUUUCAUUAUACAUCAUUGUUAUAUUUAAGUGAUUUUAACAAAGAUUUUAAAGGAGGACGAUUUUUGUUCAUUGAUAAGCAUAGUGCUAAUUCAACAAUUGAACCAAGAAAAGGACGUGUUUCAAUGUUUACAUCCGGUGCUGAAAAUGUCCAUAUGGUAGAAAAAAUAACAUCAGGAACUCGAUAUGCUUUAACGGUUUCCUUUACGUGUGAUAAAGAAUUCGCCAUUUCAGAUCCAAGACUACCCAUUGAUUCAAAACGCACAUAAUUAAUUUAAUUUGCGUCCAUUUAUGUUUAGAAAUAUAGGUCUAACUUAAUUGUAUUUCAUAAUGUAGAGAAAAAAAAAAAUUAGGAAAUGUUAGUAAUUAUUAUAAUAUUGAUAUUGUUACUAUUAUUAGUAACCAUUAGGAUUAUUAGUAUUUAUUAUAUUACCAAUUGAUUAAAUAGUCAAUAGACAAUGGAUCGGAAAUAAAACAAAUAUUUUUUUUUGUUUUGAUCAUAAAAUUCUUAUGAAAUAGAAAUAAAAUUAUCAAAACAAAAAAUUAAUCUUAGAAUUAAAUUUAUAUUUGAUCCAUUGUGAAUUCUUAUAGCGAUUUAGGGGAAAUGUGUGUUUCAUCGUACUUAGAAAAUAUUAAACUUUGAAAGAAAUUUUUUAAAGUUUCAUUAAAUAAUUUUUAAAAUUUAUUUAGAAUUUAUUGAAAGGAAUUUUUCUAAAGAUUUAAAGAAUUGAUAUGAAUUAGUAUAAUCAUUAUUUCAUUGUAAAUCAACGAUUGUGUGGUAAGAAUUUUUAUUAUUUUAAGAUUUAAUGUGACUGUGAAUUGAAUAUGUACCUGUAAAAAAUAUUGUAAUAGCAAACACAAGUCAUUCCAGUAUUAAAUAAGAUUUUAAUUCUGAAAUUUUUUAACAUGUGUAAUGAAUUUUUCUCUAUCAAAUUACCUUUACAACUUGUCUAAAAAACUUAAUUAUUUUACAAUUUAUUUAAAAAUAACUAUUUUAUUCAAUUAUGCAAUUGUAAAAAAACGAGGAUUCAUCUCUCUUUUUUUAUCUCCUUGUAAAGAAAAAGAAAUUUUACUUUAUGAAUUUUUUAUGUUUAAAGAUGUAAAUUGUACUUUUUUUUUAGAUAAAAAUAAAACAAAUUUUAUGAAUUUUUUCUCUAUGGUCCUACUAGAUACAUUACAUUCCUAAAAAAAAUUUGAAAUAAUUUGCUCGACAAGCAAUAUAACAUACAAAAACUAAACAAUAUGCUAAUGUUUCUAUUCCUUUUAUUGUUCAAUUUAAUACAAGAGUAUCAUUCAUACCCGGAAAGUAAUAAAUAUAAUAAUGCAAUUUAACAUAAAUCACGCAAUAUUUUGAAAUUGAAUAGAUAAGAAAACGUGAUUCAUGUUUUACUUUUGUCAUCAUAUACACUUUAAAUGUCUACUCAUUUAAAAAACAAAAAUAAGAACCUUAAAAAAAUAUAUUAUAACAUAAUUUAUCAUAUACAUUAACAGCCUCUAUGUUCACUUCACACAUUCUCUUUUUUUUAUUUUGUUUAUCUUAUUUUCACUACUAUUUAAGAAAUGUAUUUAAAUAAUCCGUAUCGGUUCUUACUGUUUUUUUUUUUUUUUUUUUUUUUUUUGCUAAUUUACAUAAGUGGCAAA
This is a messenger RNA of Leptopilina boulardi, 2484 nucleotides long. RefSeq names its product 2-oxoglutarate and iron-dependent oxygenase domain-containing protein 3-like. The transcript is spliced from 4 exons. Lineage: Eukaryota; Metazoa; Arthropoda; Insecta; Hymenoptera; Figitidae. The record is from RefSeq and is a predicted model, not a curated record. Bases 111 to 1112 code for a protein of 333 amino acids. Gene Ontology annotation, cellular component: membrane. Gene Ontology annotation, molecular function: L-ascorbic acid binding; oxidoreductase activity, acting on paired donors, with incorporation or reduction of molecular oxygen; iron ion binding.